UUGCGAAUUAAGCUUGAAGUUUUUUUUUUAAUUAUAUUUAUGGAAAAAAAAAUUUUGUUGAUUGGACAGUUUAUUUUUAACAGAGAAAUUGUUGUUUGUGGUCAAUUUAUUUUUUAUGGUUAUUUAUUAUGGAUGACAGUAAUAAGGAAGUCCAGGAAAUUGUACAGAUUAGUGAAGUCAAGUUAAAUAAUGACCAAGUUCGCACAACCAAAUUCGCAGACAGAACCAAAUGAGUGCUCAUAUUAUCCUUACCAGUUUUCGAAUAAUUUGGUAUCUGAUAGUAUCAGUCAAUGUGAUAACCUGUUAAUUAAAAAAAGAAGAUCUUCUUUUUUAAAAAUUACAAAUGCAUUCAGAGAUUUGCAGCAUCGGUUGACAACAAUAUCAAAACGACACGAUCGAGAUUUAAAAAAAUCUUCUUCUCUUCCUUCAAUUGUUUCAGAAUCAAGCGAAAUAUCUACAGACAAAAAUGAGUUCUAUCGAAAGAGGAGUCUUCCUGUACCCGAAAAAACUUCGGAAACCAAACAUGAAAGUCUUUUUAGGCGAACAAGCACUUACAGAUUAACUUUAAGAAAUGACGAUAAGCACGAUGCAUUGAGUAAACGUCAAGAAUUCCAAAAAAGACGCCUUCAAGGUCGCAGCAAAUCUGUGCAACUGUCCAGCUUAAGAGACAGCAGCUAUCAUUCAAAACACAAAACAUUUAUUCAUUCUAACUCUGUGAAUGAGGCCAACGAUAAUGUAAUGACAAAUUUCCAUCGAGUUUCCUCUUUUACAGCAUCAAGUUAUACAACUAAAAUUGUUGCGCAAAGAAGUCUGUCUGCAAGUUUACCAAGGAAAAUAAUAACUCGAGAAUUAACUCCUCUUAUGAAUAAACGCGAUUUUCAAAUAGGUGAAGUCACCCCAAAACUGAGAAAGCGUAGCAAUUCUGCAAUAUUUACAUUUUCUCGAGUCGAAGAAAAUACGUUUCCAUUUUGGGCUCAAAAUACUUUAAGCGAAGAUAUUUUAUUUAUACAAUCAAACUUAAAAGAUAACUUAUCUCUUUCUAAAGAAACUCACAUUUGUUCAACAAAUUUAUAAAUUUAAGAGAAUAAUUUCCUUUUCAAUUUUAA
Molecule: messenger RNA, 1106 nt
Organism: Hydra vulgaris (swiftwater hydra)
Lineage: Eukaryota; Metazoa; Cnidaria; Hydrozoa; Anthoathecata; Hydridae
Source: RefSeq, a predicted model, not a curated record